GCCAGCACUAUCGCGCGAAUCGACACUCUUCUUUCACUACUUAUAGCGGGAUCAGUGAAUUCAAAAUGGCGGACGGCAUUGACAGACGGGCCGAUGACCGGAUGGAGUUCAACACCUCCAAGGAGGUCACGGUUGCUCCGACCUUUGAAGACAUGCAUUUGAAGGAGAGUCUUCUGCGCGGAGUCUACGCAUACGGAUACGAGUCUCCUUCGGCUGUGCAAUCGCGUGCCAUCGUGCAGAUCUGCAAAGGUCGCGACACCAUCGCCCAGGCCCAGUCUGGUACUGGUAAAACCGCUACAUUCUCCAUCAGUAUCCUCCAGGUUAUCGAUACCGUUGUGCGUGAGAGUCAAGCGCUCGUCCUGUCUCCCACCCGCGAACUUGCCACCCAAAUUCAGUCCGUUAUUAUGGCCCUCGGUGAUUACAUGAACGUUCAAUGCCACGCUUGUAUCGGAGGUACCAACAUCGGCGAGGACAUCCGGAAGCUAGACUACGGCCAGCACGUUGUCUCCGGCACUCCCGGUCGUGUCGCCGAUAUGAUCCGUCGUCGUCACCUGCGCACCCGCCACAUCAAGAUGCUGGUUUUGGACGAAGCCGACGAGCUCCUCAACCGCGGGUUCCGCGAACAGAUCUACGACGUGUACCGCUACCUGCCCCCGGCCACGCAGGUGGUCGUGGUCUCGGCCACCCUGCCCUACGACGUGCUGGACAUGACGACGAAGUUCAUGACGGACCCCGUUCGCGUGCUGGUCAAGCGUGACGAACUGACACUGGAAGGCAUCAAGCAAUACUUCAUCGCGGUGGAGAAGGAAGAAUGGAAAUUCGACACACUCUGCGAUCUCUACGACACGCUAACCAUCACGCAAGCCGUGAUCUUCUGCAACACGCGCCGCAAGGUCGACUGGCUGACGGAUAAGAUGCGCGAGGCCAACUUCACGGUCUCUAGCAUGCACGGCGAGAUGCCCCAGAAGGAGCGGGACAGUAUCAUGCAGGAUUUCCGCCAGGGUAACUCGCGUGUGCUUAUCUCGACCGACGUCUGGGCCCGUGGUAUCGACGUCCAGCAGGUCUCCCUCGUCAUCAACUACGAUCUCCCCACCAACCGUGAAAACUACAUCCACCGUAUCGGUCGAAGCGGUCGUUUCGGCCGCAAGGGUGUCGCCAUUAACUUCGUCACUAGCGAUGAUGUGCGCAUCCUUCGUGAUAUCGAAUUGUACUAUUCUACUCAGAUCGAUGAGAUGCCUAUGAACGUCGCCGACCUCCUCUCAUAAUCCGCACGACCGCCUCCCAUUCCAUACCACCAAUAAAUCCAUCUCUACCACCCAGGGUCAACCCUCAAUGCCACCCUUCCAACCGAACCCCCCUUACCCCGUAAAUCCUAAGAAGAGAAAGAGAGAGAGAGAAAAAAAAUUAAAAGGAAGAAACCAAGACCAGCGUGGAGGAAAAGGGAAUAUAAUCAAAUUGAUCGCUCACUCAAAAACUAUCAAAAUAUGGUGUAUCGUCAAGAACUGACUGCAUCUUCCCCUUGACCAUUGUUUUUUCAUUUCGAAAUGGAGUUUAGCUACGUGGGAUAUUAUUCAUGGUUAUUGAAGUUGGGGAAUUUUUCUAUUUUCAAUUUAUCAAAUUUACGAUUCUAUUUUUUGGGGUUUAUUAGAUUUCUUCGGUAAAUGAGUGUACAGACCCUGU
Molecule: messenger RNA, 1680 nt
Organism: Aspergillus alliaceus
Lineage: Eukaryota; Fungi; Ascomycota; Eurotiomycetes; Eurotiales; Aspergillaceae
Product: ATP-dependent RNA helicase eIF4A
Exons: 4
Coding region: 66-1265 (399 amino acids)
Cellular component (GO): nucleolus; catalytic step 2 spliceosome
Molecular function (GO): ATP binding; mRNA binding; RNA helicase activity
Source: RefSeq, a predicted model, not a curated record